UUUUAAAUCAAUCUUUGUCCAAAGUCCAGUGAGUUCCAAGACUAGAGCUCACCAGCAGAGAGCGGAUUCCUGAGUGAACAGAGUGGCACCUCUUCCUCCCAGGCCCGGAAAUGGCCUCCACCUUCAACCCCCGAGAAUGUAAGCUAUUUAAACAAGAAGGACAAAGCUAUGGCUUCUUCCUGCGAAUUGAGAAGGACACUGAUGGCCACCUGGUCCGGGUGGUUGAGAAGGGUAGCCCAGCAGAGAAGGCAGGUCUCCAGGAUGGAGACAGAGUUCUUAGGAUCAAUGGUGUCUUUGUGGACAAGGAAGAGCAUAUGCAGGUUGUGGAUCUGGUCAGAAAGAGUGGGAAUUCAGUGACUUUACUAGUUCUGGAUGGGGAUUCCUAUGAGAAAGCCAUGAGAAAACGAGUAGACUUGAAAGAGGUGGGUCAAAGUCAGAAGGAACCGAGUCUGAAUGAUAAGAAACUGCCCCCUGUCAUGAAUGGAGGAGCGCAGACUUGGACCCAGCCACGGCUCUGCUACCUAGUGAAGGAGGGGAGCAGCUAUGGCUUCUCUCUGAAAACUAUCCAAGGCAAAAAGGGCGUGUACAUGACUGACCUAACACCUCAAGGUGUGGCUAGGAAAGCUGGGGUCCUGGUUGAUGAUCACCUGAUCGAAGUGAAUGGAGAGAAUGUGGAAAAUGCCAGCCAUGUGGAGGUGGUUGCAAAGGUGAAGAAGUCUGGCAGUUGUGUAGUGUUCCUGCUGGUAGACAAGGAAACUGACAAGCACCAUAGUGAACAGAAGAUAAAAUUCAAGAGAGAAACAGCCAGCUUCAAACUGCUACCACACCAGCCUCGGAUUGUGGAGAUGAAGAGGGGAAGCAAUGGCUAUGGUUUCUACCUGAGGACAGGCCCAGAACAGCAAGGUCAAAUCGUCAAGGACAUAGAUUCUGGAAGUCCAGCAGAGGAGGCUGGCUUGAAGAACAAUGACCUGGUAGUUGCUGUCAAUGGCGAGUCUGUGGAAUCCCUUGAUCAUGACAGUGUGGUGGAAAUGAUUAGAAAGGGUGGAGAUCAGACUUCACUACUGGUGGUAGAUAAAGAGGCUGACAACAUAUAUAGACUGGCUCAAUUUUCUCCAUUUUUCUACUACCAAAGUCAAGAGCUACCUAAUGGUUCUAUCAAGGAGGCUCUGGCUCCUACUCCGGCCCCUCUGGAGGUCUCAAGUCCAGAUGCUACAGAGGAAGAAGGAGAGAAGCCUAAACUCUGCAGGCUGGUUAAAGGUGAAAAUGGCUAUGGUUUUCACCUAAAUGCGAUUCGGGGUCAGCCAGGCCCAUUCAUCAAAGAGGUACAGAAGGGUGGCCCGGCUGACCUGGCUGGACUGGAGGAUGAGGAUAUCAUCAUCGAGGUGAAUGGCGUGAAUGUGCUGGAUGAACCCUAUGACAAGGUGGUGGACAGAAUCCAGAGCAGUGGGAAGAAUGUCACACUCUUAGUCUGUGGAAAGAAUGCCUAUAAUUAUUUCCAGGCUAAGAAAAUCCCUAUUGUGUCCUCUAUGGCUGAUCCACUGGCUGCCUCUGCUGAAUCCAAAGAAGGAAUGCUGGGGGAAUCAGAGCACGACUCACACAUGGCAAAAGAACGAGCCCACAGUACAGCGUCUCAUUCUUCUUCCAAUUCUGAAGAUACAGAGAUGUGACGAGAAUAAAUAAUGGCUUUGGCUGAGAGCUGUUUCUGGGUAUUUAACAGGAAUCCUUUCCUAAGGAAUGAGCUGCCACCCAUUUUCUGUCUCUGCUAAAGAACU
This is a messenger RNA of Manis javanica (Malayan pangolin), 1772 nucleotides long. It is a transcript of the gene PDZK1, whose product is annotated as PDZ domain containing 1. NCBI's taxonomy places the organism in Eukaryota, Metazoa, Chordata, Mammalia, Pholidota, Manidae. Gene Ontology annotation, molecular function: signaling receptor binding; protein-membrane adaptor activity. Gene Ontology annotation, cellular component: apical plasma membrane. Gene Ontology annotation, biological process: protein localization to plasma membrane. The record is from RefSeq and is a predicted model, not a curated record.